AUGACGUAUCAUCUCAUAUCCAUCUUAUUGAUUAUUAUUAUCGGUCAAAUCAAUGACAUUAAUGCAAAUCGGAUAACUUCAAUAAAUGAAGAAUCUUCAUCAAUGCGUCGUGUAUGUUAUGUUACAAAUUGGUCUCGAUAUCGAUCUGGUGAAGCUAAAUUUGAAAUUGAAUUUAUUGAUCCAUUUAUGUGUUCUCAUAUUAUUUAUGCUUAUGCCACUGUCGAUGAAAAUAAACCUGAAAUUAUACCAAUACAAAAAGAUGAUCUUGAACAUUAUCGAGAACUUGCUUUAUUAAAAAGAACAAAUCCAAAUUUAAAAAUAUCUAUUCGAUUAGGUGGUAAAAUUUCUCAAUAUACACGAUAUUUAAAACAUUCAAAAAUGGCUACACAACUUGUUCGUAGUCUUAUAUGGUAUAUGGCAACAUAUGGUUUUGAUGGAAUUGAUAUAGCACUUGAAUUUCUUGAUGCAGAUGUUCCAGAAGAUAAAGCUGCAUUAACAACAUUAAUUGAGGAACUAGCUAAACAAAAACGAUUAAUGUUACGAUCAAUAAUUACAUUAACAGCAGCACCAUUUGUAGAAAAUCUUGUAAAAGUAUAUGAUAUUGACAAAAUUGGAAAUCUUGUAGAUUAUAUCAAUUUAAUGACUUUUGAUUUUUAUGGUCCAUGGGAUGAAAAAACAGGUGUAUUUGCACCAUUAUUUCAUCAACAUUAUCAAGUGGAAGCUGAAUCACUUCGCAAUGUUGAUGGUCUUGUUAAAUUAUGGCUUAGUCUUGGUAUAUCACGAGGAAAAAUUAUUAUUGGUAUACCAGCUUAUGGUCGUUCAUUUACAUUAUCAAGUAGACAAACAAGUCUUCAUGCACCUGCUAAUGGUCCAGGUUUUCCUGGUCGAUAUACAAAAACUCGAGGUUUUCUUUCAUAUUAUGAGGUUUGUGAAAAAGGACAAUCUCAAAACUGGCAACGUGUAUGGUUAGAUUCUGAAAAAGCAUGGUAUAUGACUAAUGGUGAUCAAUGGAUUACUUAUGAAGAUGUUGAUUCGGCAGCACUUAAAGCACAAUAUGCAAAAGCAGAACAACUUGGUGGUGUAUUUAUAUGGAGUAUUGAUAAUGAUGAAUUUUCUGGUUUCUUUUGUAAUACGGAACCAUUUCCAAUAACUCGACAAGUUUUUUCAACUCUCAAUCUUCCUGUACCAGUAACAAGUCCAUCAUCAAUAUCUAUUCAACAACGAAUGCCAGCUGCUAUUGGUCCUGUUACUGUUGCUCCAACAGUUCGUUUUGUUAAUGUGCAAGCUCAAAAUUUACCACCAGCAUCAUCAUCAUCAUCAAUAAUACCUAAUAAUUUACAACAAUUAUUAAAUGCUCUUAGUAUUUUAUCAGGUACAACAAGUUAUACACCUAUUGUUGAAUCAACAGCACCACCACCAGUUGCACAUCAAACAUAUAAUGCUGAAUAUAUAUGUGUUCGUCAUCAUGCUGGUCGUAAUGGAAUAUAUCGUGAUCGUAAAAAUUGUUCAAUAUUUUAUUUUUGCGAAGGCAAUGAUUUAUCUUCAUUACGUUAUCAUAUAUUUUUUUGUCCGCCUGGACUUGAAUUUUCAAUGGAUGCAUGUACAUGUGAUUGGCCAACAGGUCGUUCAUGUCAAACAACAGGUGACACAUUUUGUGUAACACAUCCAUCAAUGACAACAACAACGACAACGACAACAACAACAACAACAACAACAAUCCAAUCAAAUAUUCCACAAUCAGCUAUGUUUGCAUUAAAUGGUUUAGGUCAAUUAUUAGGUAUAUCAGGUGGUUCAACACCAAUAUUUGAUUGUGCUGGUCGACGAUCUGGUCUUUAUCGAGAUAUGUAUGAUUGUACAAAAUUUUAUUUUUGUACAACUAAUAAUCAACCAUCAGAUGGUACAUUACUUCGUUAUGAUUUUAUUUGUCCAACAAACUAUGCAUUUAGUAUGACAACAUGUCGAUGUGAACUUGGACAAAGUCAUACAUGUCAUACAUUAACAAAAACUGAUUGUCUUCUUUUGUAA
This is a messenger RNA of Rotaria sordida, 2025 nucleotides long. The record is from the annotation of a GenBank genome assembly. Lineage: Eukaryota; Metazoa; Rotifera; Eurotatoria; Philodinida; Philodinidae.